GGCGAGCAGCCUGUUGUGCCAAAAGAGGACAGACGCUCAGACCCUUGAGUGGGAGGCUCGAGUGUGACUGUCAGCUGAGAACUUACACUGUUGCGCUCAACCUUCAAAGACAGUUGGACGCUGAGGUCGGCGGACUCUGAGAAGACGUUACCCUGAUAAUCUACAUCCUUUGGGAGGUCCACCAUCUAAACCAGAAUGGAAGUUCGACGUGAAAAAAAGCACGCCUGCGGGACGAUUUGUCUGAAGUAUCUUCUUUUUCUUUUCAAUGUUCUUUUCUGGCUGGCAGGUGGGGCUGUGUUGGCGGUGGGCGUGUGGACUCUGGUGGAAAAGAGCGACUACAUCAGUUUGCUGAGCUCCAGCUUCUAUGCAACUUCGGCGUACAUCCUGAUAGCUGCUGGAGUCAUCGUGAUAGUGACCGGGAUAAUCGGCUGCUGUGCCACGCUGAACGAGAUGAAGAGUCUUUUGAUUGUGUAUCUGAUCUUGUUGCUCUGUAUUUUCCUUCUGGAAAUCAUUGCUGGUGUUCUGGCAUACAUUAACUACCAAGAGCUGGAUGAAGAGCUCAAACAGAACCUGAAAGUGACCAUGCAGCAGAAAUACCAGCAGCCAGGAGAGGAGAGCAUCACACAGGCUGUGGACAAACUACAUCAGGAGUUUAAGUGUUGUGGUAGCCACAACUUCUCAGACUGGAGCGACAGUGUGUGGAUCCAGGCAGCAGAGAACGAGCGUCUUGUUCCCGAUAGCUGCUGUAAAACUCCAGGUGAACUCUGUGGCCGCAGGGACCAUCCCUCCAACAUCUACAGAGUGGAGGGAGGCUGCAUCAUGAAGUUAGAGGAAUUCCUCUUGAGUCAGUUAUAUAUUCUCGGUGCAGUUGGUAUAGGGAUUGCAUUUCUACAGCUUCUGGGGAUGAUGUUUACAUGCUGCCUUUACCGGAAUUUGAAAGAAGAUCCAUACUAAUUUUGUACUUCCCCCCCUCCCCAUCCAUCUAUUCAUUUUCUUCCAAUUGUCCAAUUCAUGACCGUGGGGAUGGGUGCUGGAGCUUAUCCUAGCAGUCAUAUGGCGAGAGGGAGGGUACACCAUUGGACAGGUCACCAAUCUGUCACAGGGCUAAUACAUGAGGACAGACAACCAUUCACACCAACAGAAUUUAGAAUCACCAAUUAACCCAACCUUGUGCACACUGUCGGUGGAAGUUGGAGUACCUGCAGAGAACAUGCAAACUCCACACAGAAAGGCCCCAGGCUGGAUUUGCACCCAGAAUCUUAUUGCUAUGAUAAUGCUAACCACCACACCACUGUGACACCCUUGUAGGGAUCACUGUAGUUUUUUUAAACAUCACAAAAUUUAACACAACUUCUAAAAUGUUUUCCAAAUUAUUAUAACCCCACCACCCCAAAAAAGUAUUUUUUUCCCCACAGUCCUACGAUGCUGCAUAGUUACUUCAAACACUGCGAUGCUGCUGGACAGCACUGCUCAUUUGUUCUCGCAAAAACAGCUUUGCAUGUGUUUAUGUAUUCUUUAAUUUAGGUCACAAAGGAUUUUUAACUCUUUAAAAUGAGUGGUGUGUAUUUAAAAAGCAGAGCAAUAUGAGCAUGUUGUGGCCGCUUCUCUGUUUGUCUUUUUAAUUGCUUUUUUUAUGUAUAGUCAUUACAAAUGUAUAUUUAAAAAACUAAUAUAAAGAACUAUUUUUCUUCGUUGGAUGCAAAUAAAAGAUACUUCCUUAUAAUUUCCACCCAAAUUCUCAGAUAAUUUCUCCGACUGAACUUUUAUUUUGAAACUUAUAAGCGGAUGUUGUUGUCAGCUGACUGUACACCCUCCUCGCGUAUUUCUUUUGCAUCGUCUCACCCUCAAGGUUUUUCUUUAUAAUUUAAAGCAAAUAUUAUUAAAAUGUCAGCGAAACCAACGUGUUUGAUAGUGGCGAGUGCUUCUUCUCAAGGGGUGUCUGCGAAAUCUUUCCAUCAGUCCUUCAGCCUUUGUAGUCCGGUCUUUAACCUACAGACAGCCACACCAGGGAGCCGGUGUGUGCAGUGGGACAGGGAGUGUCUGCACUGUGUUGUGCCACUGAAGGACAGAGGUGGAUUUUCAGUGGCUACAGCUUAACAGGGCCUUCAGUGUUUGAACUGGUGCGGGAACCUGAUUUUGCCAACCUGCCCUUGAUUGUAGAAGACUUCGUGAAAGACAGCGGUGGAUCGUACACAGCAAGUCAAGAAGAUGCCAUGCAUGUGGUCGUAGACAGGCACCUCAUAACUGGACAGAACAUGCAGUCAACCUUGCUCGCUGUAAAUAAUCUAAUCCUGCUCUGUAAUGCCAAAUAAAAACCUGAAAUAAUA
Messenger RNA from Haplochromis burtoni (Burton's mouthbrooder), 2327 nucleotides. It is a transcript of the gene cd151, whose product is annotated as CD151 molecule. Bases 196 to 954 code for a protein of 252 amino acids. The transcript has 12 exons. Gene Ontology annotation, cellular component: membrane. The record is from RefSeq and is a predicted model, not a curated record. Lineage: Eukaryota; Metazoa; Chordata; Actinopteri; Cichliformes; Cichlidae.